AUGGGUAACAGUAAGAGUGGGGCCCUGUCCAAGGAGAUCCUGGAGGACCUGAAGCUGAACACCAAGUACACCGAGGACGAGCUGUGCAAAUGGUACGAGAGCUUCCAGAAGCAGUGUCCCGACGGGCGCAUCAGCCGGUCGGAGUUUGAGAAGAUCUAUGCCAACUUCUUCCCUAACUCCGACCCCAAGGUGUAUGCCCGGCACGUCUUCCGAAGCUUCGACACCAACGACGAUGGGACCCUUGACUUCCGGGAGUAUAUCAUCGCGCUCCACCUCACCUCGACCGGCAAGGCUAACCUGAAGCUCGAGUGGGCGUUCUCCCUCUUCGACGUGGACCGCAAUGGAGAGAUCAGUAAGAACGAGGUUCUGGAGAUCAUCACGGCAAUAUUCAAGAUGAUCCCUCCAGAAGAGCAAAAGACCUUGGCAGAUGAUGAAAACACCCCCCAGAAACGGGCUGACAAGCUGUGGGCAUUUUUCAACAAGGGAGAUACAGAUAAAAUUGCUGAAAAGGAGUUUAUCGAUGGGGUGAUGAAGAAUGAUGCAAUCAUGAAGCUCAUUCAAUAUGAGCCCAAGAAAAAAUAGGACCUUUGGCG
This is a messenger RNA of Varanus komodoensis (Komodo dragon), 593 nucleotides long. It is a transcript of the gene RCVRN, whose product is annotated as recoverin. NCBI's taxonomy places the organism in Eukaryota, Metazoa, Chordata, Lepidosauria, Squamata, Varanidae. The record is from RefSeq and is a predicted model, not a curated record. Gene Ontology annotation, molecular function: calcium ion binding. The transcript has 3 exons. The coding region runs from base 1 to 582 and encodes 193 amino acids.